Messenger RNA from Acipenser ruthenus (sterlet), 1499 nucleotides. RefSeq names its product ribosome production factor 2 homolog (gene rpf2). NCBI's taxonomy places the organism in Eukaryota, Metazoa, Chordata, Actinopteri, Acipenseriformes, Acipenseridae. Gene Ontology annotation, cellular component: nucleolus. The transcript has 10 exons. Gene Ontology annotation, biological process: ribosomal large subunit assembly; maturation of LSU-rRNA from tricistronic rRNA transcript (SSU-rRNA, 5.8S rRNA, LSU-rRNA). Gene Ontology annotation, molecular function: rRNA binding. The record is from RefSeq and is a predicted model, not a curated record. Bases 106 to 1044 code for a protein of 312 amino acids.
ACCUUUAACCUUUGCAGAGUACUUCCUGUUUGAAGUGCGUGUGGAUUCACGUGGAGUGUAGUGUGUUUGCAGUAUCAGAGAGUAGAUUUGGAUUUAGACAGUAAAAUGACACAGCUGGAUGGGGUCGUAAAACCCAAAACAAAACGAUCCAAGAGAUUUCUUCAAGGUAGAGAACCCAAACUUAACGAAAAUAUAAAAAAUGCGAUGCUUAUUAAAGGCGGGAACGCAAACCAGACAGUAACCCAGGCACUGAAAGACAUUUAUUCCCUAAAGAAACCCAAUGCAGUCAUGUACAAAAAGAAAAAUAUAACCCGGCCUUUUGAAGACCAAACAAGCCUUGAAUUCUUUUCCAAGAAAUCUGACUGCUCUUUGUUUUUGUUUGGGUCCCAUAAUAAGAAAAGACCCAACAACCUUAUUUUUGGUCGGAUGUUUGAUUUCCAUGUGCUGGAUAUGAUUGAACUGGGGAUUGAAAAGUUUGUGUCUUUGAAGGACUUCAAGAACAGUAAGUUCCCAGAAGGGACAAAACCAUUACUGAUCUUUGCAGGAGAUGCAUUUGAGACAGAUAACGAACACAAAAAGCUGAAGAGUCUCUUAAUCGAUUUUUUCCGUGGGCCUACAGUACCGUGUGUCCGCUUGGCCGGCCUUGAACAUGUUCUACAUAUCACAGCACUGGAAGGGAAGAUCUACCUUCGAAGCUACAAGGCUUUGCUGAAGAAGUCUGGAUGCAGGACCCCAAGGAUAGAGCUGGAAGACAUGGGCCCCUCCUUUGAUUUCACAAUGCGCAGGACACAUCUAGCAUCCGAUGAUCUCUACAAGACCGCACACAGGCAGCCCAAAGCCCUUAAGCCAAAGAAGAAGAAGAACGUUUCCCACGAUGUCUUUGGCACGAAGUAUGGGCGUCUCCACAUGCAGAAGCAGGAUCUGGCCAAGUUGCAGACCCGCAAAAUGAAGGGGCUGAAAAAGAGGAAAGGAGAAAAAGCGGAGGGAGAGGGAGAGGAAGUGGAAGCGGAAGCAACCACUGCAAAGAAGGCAAAGACUCAGUGAUUGAAAUGCUGACUGCAGCCCUGGACGAUGGUUUUAUCCUUGUCAUUUUGUGACAAAAUUACUGCUUUCUUUGUUGUAGCUAUUUCAGAAACGUUCACAAUCUGUCGGUGUACCAAUUUUUUUAAACAUUAUUUCUAUGUGGUACUGAAACAUCUGACAUCUACGCAGUGGGUUGGGGCUGCUACAUUGCAGGCAAUUGCUUAGUGAAAAAAAAUCUAAUAGUUUUGUGUUUUACAUGUAACCCAAUCGCUUCUCCAAAGAGCCGGUACUGAUUUUGUUUUGGAAUUGAAACACAAGCAUGUACCUUGUUAUGAAUUUAAAGUCUGUAUACAUGCUUCAAUGUUGAGUAUUUCAGUGCUGCAGUAAAAUGUAUUAAGAAGGAUUAGAGAAGCAGCAGUAGCAGUAUAGUGCUUGGGUUUCCACGUAAUUGUAAUAAAAACAAACACUCGACUUUU